Drosophila serrata is the source of this 382-nucleotide messenger RNA. RefSeq names its product protease inhibitor 1. Gene Ontology annotation, molecular function: serine-type endopeptidase inhibitor activity. The record is from RefSeq and is a predicted model, not a curated record. NCBI's taxonomy places the organism in Eukaryota, Metazoa, Arthropoda, Insecta, Diptera, Drosophilidae.
GCUUAGCUCACUCAGUUGCCCGCCGUCCGUCCAAAUGCCACGAUCUAAGCUAUCAUCGCCGCCGGUUAUGUUGGUGCUGGCGGUGCUGUUGUCACUAAUUCUCCUCCAACACCAAGGCACAGAUGCUAGGAGCUUGCGCUCCGGGAUGCCGCCUAUUUGCUAUAAGCAACCGCCAAGGUCUGAAGGCAUUUGCACCAUCGAAAUUGAGGGCUACUACUACGAUUCGAUCUCCUUCGACUGCCUGAAGUAUUCCGUUGGAGCCUGUCGCUUGACCCCCGGACAAAGUUUCGGUAGCCAGGCGGACUGCGUCCGUACCUGUAUUCGUGGCAAGUGGGAGUAUGUGAACUAAUAAGCUAAAGAAAAUAAAUGUUGAAUGAAUGGA